Messenger RNA from Acytostelium subglobosum LB1, 663 nucleotides. RefSeq lists its product as hypothetical. Bases 1 to 663 code for a protein of 220 amino acids. Gene Ontology annotation, biological process: vesicle-mediated transport. NCBI's taxonomy places the organism in Eukaryota, Evosea, Eumycetozoa, Acytosteliales, Acytosteliaceae. The record is from RefSeq and is a predicted model, not a curated record. The transcript is spliced from 5 exons. Gene Ontology annotation, cellular component: membrane.
AUGCCUAUCAUUUACUCAUUGGUAUCAAGAGGAUCAUCAGUACUCGCAGAGUACACAAACACAACAGGAAACUUCCAAACAAUCACAAGACGUAUUCUCGAUCUGAUACCUCCCAAUGAGACAAAGAUGUCCUACACUUAUGAGAAAUAUAACUUCCACUACUUGGUACAUAAUACAUUGACAUUCUUGUGUAUGGCCGAUCAUGAGUUUGGACAAAGGAUACCAUUCCUCUUCCUAGAGGAUAUAAAGAAUAGAUUCAUGCAGAGAUAUGGCGACAGUGGAAGGACUGCACUUGCAUACGCCAUGAACACUGAGUUCUCCUCAGUACUCGAGCAAUUGAUGGACCAAUACAACAACAAACCCAAAGCAGAUUCCCUUAGUCGUACCCAAGCACAAGUAGAUGAGGUCAAGCAAUAUUUGAUCAGUGAUGUUGCUCCUCAACUAUUAAAGCGUGGAGAGAAGAUUGAGAUACUUGUGGACAAGACCGAGAACAUGGUACAGGAAUCGUUCAAGUUCAAGAAGCAGAGCAAACAACUAAAGUGCACAAUGUGGUGGAAGAACUUCAAACUCACUCUUAUCAUUGCUGCUGUUGUCGCUAUCAUUAUAUUCAUCAUUGUGCUGUCAGCUUGUGGAGGAUUCAGUUUCCACAAGUGCCGCAAGUGA